This is a messenger RNA of Helianthus annuus (common sunflower), 2278 nucleotides long. Its product is annotated as alkaline/neutral invertase A, mitochondrial. Lineage: Eukaryota; Viridiplantae; Streptophyta; Magnoliopsida; Asterales; Asteraceae. Gene Ontology annotation, molecular function: endo-alpha-N-acetylgalactosaminidase activity; sucrose alpha-glucosidase activity. The record is from RefSeq and is a predicted model, not a curated record. Bases 139 to 1986 code for a protein of 615 amino acids. Gene Ontology annotation, biological process: sucrose catabolic process. Gene Ontology annotation, cellular component: mitochondrion. The transcript has 6 exons.
AUCCCAAAAUAGAAAAGAUCCCAAAGACUGCUUUCUCUUCCCUCAAGACGUAAACCAAUCGCCUGCCUACUUGCAAUUUCUCCAUCUCUGUUUCUCUCAAAAAUCAUCUUUCUCACGAACCCCGUCAAGAUUUACAACAUGAAGUUUGGUUUCAGACUCUUAAUUCAAAGAACCGUAUUGGGUUUCACCAAAUCCCCAAAUCCAAAUCAAAAUCGCAAUCUCCACAUCUCUGCGUCUCGAAUUUUAGGUCUUCGAUGUGCAAUCAAUCAAACCCAUAAACCCUGUCAAAAUUGGGGCCGAUUUAGAAGUUUUCCGGUCACAUACUAUAGUUACAACAAACCCAAUUACGUUGCCGAUUAUUCAACGACUUUAGAGUCCCGUGUGAAUGAAAAGAAUUUCGAAAGUAUAUACGUACAAGGUGGUGGUGAUUUGGGUAAAACUGUAGGGGAAGAAUUAAGGUUAAAGGGUAUUGUAGGAAGUGAAAAAAUUGAAUCUUGUGAGGAGGGUGUUGGUAGGGUGGAAACAGUGGCGGAGAAAGAGGCGUGGCGGUUGUUGAGGGAGGCGGUGGUGACUUACUGUGGGAGUCCUGUGGGGACUCUGGCGGCGAAUGAUCCCGGAGAUAAGAUGCCGUUGAAUUAUGAUCAAGUUUUUAUUCGAGAUUUUGUGCCGUCGGCUUUGGCGUUUUUGUUGAAGGGGGAAGGGGAGAUUGUUAGGAAUUUUCUUCUGCAUACUUUGCAGUUGCAGAGUUGGGAGAAAACCGUUGACUGCUACAGUCCAGGACAGGGGCUAAUGCCUGCAAGUUUCAAAAUAAGAACCGUGCCCCUUGAUGAUACAAAAGUAGAAGAGGUUUUAGACCCAGAUUUUGGAGAAUCGGCUAUAGGCCGUGUUGCACCAGUUGACUCUGGAUUAUGGUGGAUUAUCAUGUUGAGAGCUUAUACCAAGAUCACUGGUGAUUUCGCAAUGCAAGAAAGGGUCGAUGUUCAAACGGGCAUUAAACUUAUUUUAAACUUGUGCUUAUCUGAUGGGUUCGAUAUGUUCCCUUCUCUUUUAGUCACCGAUGGCUCGUGUAUGAUUGAUAGAAGAAUGGGUAUCCAUGGCCACCCUUUGGAAAUCCAAUCGUUAUUUUACUCGGCUUUAAGGUGUGCUCGUGAGAUGCUUGCAUUCGACGAAGGCUCCAAGAAUUUAGUGAGGACAAUCAACAAUAGACUUAGUGCGUUAUCUUUUCAUAUCAGGGAAUAUUAUUGGAUUGAUAUGAAGAAAAUUAACGAAAUUUAUCGAUAUAAAACCGAAGAGUAUUCAACAGAGGCAACAAACAAAUUCAACAUUUACCCAGAACAGAUUCCUCAUUGGUUAAUGGAUUGGAUUCCGGAAGGAGGAGGUUAUAUGAUUGGAAAUCUUCAGCCCGCACAUAUGGAUUUCAGGUUUUUUACGCUCGGUAAUGUAUGGUCGAUUGUUUCUUCUUUGAGCACUCCGAAACAAAGCAAUUCAAUGUUAAAUCUGAUAGAAUCUAAAUGGGAUGAUCUUGUGGGCCAUAUGCCUCUUAAGAUCGUCUACCCUGCUUUGGAGUUAGAAGAGUGGCGCAUAAUCACUGGUAGUGACCCGAAGAACACACCAUGGUCUUAUCACAAUGGUGGUUCAUGGCCAACCCUUCUAUGGCAGUUUACAUUAGCUUGCAUCAAGAUGGGAAGAACAGAAUUAGCAAGAAAGGCAGUCGAAGUUGCCGAAACUCGACUACAUGCUGAUCACUGGCCUGAAUAUUACGACACUAGAAGCGGGAGAUUCAUAGGGAAACAAUCUAGACUUUACCAAACAUGGACAAUUGCUGGAUUUUUGACAUCCAAAAUGCUCUUGGAAAACCCUGAAAAAGCGUCGCUUUUAUUUUGGGAAGAAGACUACGAUCUUCUAGAAAUAUGUGUUUGUGGUUUGAGCAAAACUGGCAGGAAGCUAUGUCGUCGUGGGGCUGCCAAAUCGCAGAUUCUCGUGUGAUGAUUUCAGCGGUAGUUGUGUACAGUAAAUAUACCAUAUCAAAACUGCAGGAAGUUACAGAUAGCAGCAGUAUAAAGAAAAUCAAAAUACGGCUGUUCUUUUACUCUCUUUUUUUCUGGAGGGGGUCUGAGAUUAUUUAUACGCAAUAUUGUUUUGUUGUUCGAUCAAGUUGAUCGAGUAAUAUGAAUCAUAAUAUGAACCACAUGCGACUAACUUGUUUGGUACACGAUUUGGUUUACGAUUGUACUUGUUGCUCUGUAAGUUACUGUUAAUUAAAAAUUUCUGAGUCAUC